Molecule: messenger RNA, 1839 nt
Organism: Arctia plantaginis
Lineage: Eukaryota; Metazoa; Arthropoda; Insecta; Lepidoptera; Erebidae
Source: the annotation of a GenBank genome assembly
AUGGUGAUACUGAAAGAUAACGUGCGCCUCGGAGGCGCCCGCGAAUCGGAUAUAUUGCUGUCUUUUUUCAUCCAAUGCGUGUACAAGGUUGUUUUUUCAAGCCAACUCAGUCGUCGAUCAACACUGCCGAAGGACGACCGCUGCUGUUCGGAACAUAUUUACAUCAUGGCGAGCAGAAGAGUAUUGAAAGAAAGAGAAAUUAUUUCCUUUUUGACACAAGAAGAUGAAAUCCCAGAUGAUGGCAGUGACAGCGAAAUGGAGGAUCAUGUAAGUGAAGACGAUAUUCAAAGUGAUACUGAUGACGAGUACAUAGAUGAUGUCAUUGAUGAAAGCUUGAAUACCUCAACACCUCCUGAUGACACCUCAACAUCUCCCAAUGAAACCUCAACAUCUGAUGACACCUCAACACCUUCUGAAAAUACUAUACAUGAUCACCGCAUAGUUAUUCCGCCUCAUAGAGUAAUUAGAGAGCUUGUUCAGUGGACAAAUGUGGAGAUGUUGAAAAAGCGCACUGAUAGUAUGACUAGUGCUACAUUUGCAGACACGAAUCCUACUGAGAUUAAAGCCUUCAUUGGAAUACUUACUCUCAGUGCUGCAAUGAAAGAUAAUCAUUUAUCAACCGUUGAGUUGUUUGACAGUUCAUUUACGGGCUCGAGAUAUGUAGCAGUUAUGAGCAGAGACCUAUUUGAUUUCAUUGUUAGGUGUCUUAGAAUGGAUGACAAGACUCUACGUCCUGCUCGUCGCCAACAAGAUCCGUUUAUACCAGUUCGAAAGGUUUGGGAUCUGUUUUUAGCCCAAUGCAAAAUGAAUUACUCUCCUGGAAGUAAUGUCACUAUUGAUGAACAAUUACUGGGGUUCCGCGGUAGAUGCCCGUUUCGAAUGUAUAUACCUAAUAAACCAACAAAAUAUGGUAUAAAAAUUCCAAUGAUGAAUGAUAGUGGAACCAAUUAUAUGAUAAAUGCGAUGCCGUACAUUGGAAAAGCUACAAAUACAAACGGUUUACCACAAGGCGAAUAUUACUUGAAAGAGCUAUCACGGCCAAUUCAUGGUACUAACCGCAAUAUAACGUGUGACAAUUGGUUCACGUCUAUUCCUGUCUCGAAAUCAUUACUUGCUGAACCAUGUAAAUUGACAAUUGUGGGCACGGUACGGUCAAACAAAAGGGAAAUUCCCGAAGAACUGAAAAACACCCGUUCUCGACCAGUGGGUACGUCUAUGUUCUGUUUCGAUGGACCUUUGACCCUACUAUCAUACAAGCCGAAGCCGUCGAAGAUGGUGUAUAUGCUGUCCUCAUGCGAUGAAGGCGCUGUUAUAAAUCCUACAACUGGUAAACCUGAAAUCAUUAUGUUCUACAACCAGACAAAAGGCGGCGUCGACACAUUUGACCAGAUGUGUUCUUCGAUGUCUUGUUGUAGAAAGAGUAACAGAUGGCCAAUGACAAUGUUUUAUGGCAUAUUGAAUAUAGCUUUUAUAAACUCAUAUGUUAUUUACACACACAAUGUUUUGUCAAAACAAGAAAAACCAUUAAACAGAAGAGAAUAUAUGAAAAGACUAAGUACUGAACUGUCAAAACCGUGGAUGAGAUCUAGAUUGGAAAUCCCUACUUUAUCGAGGCGUUUGAGAGAAAACAUUGAGAAUAUCCUGCCACAAACGAAUCAAGAGGCUUCUCAAGAAACUGAAGAGGAACCUCCGGCUAAAUGCAUAUUAAAGAAGGAACAGAUUGAAAAGUUCUCACCAGAUGUUCAAUCUGUGGGGCUAGAGGAUUCGGAUUCGGCAAGUGUAUCAGAUGUGGCCAGCGUGUGCAGCGCUGCCACCACACCCGAAGGUCCGGGUUGCUGA